Molecule: messenger RNA, 2205 nt
Organism: Parathielavia appendiculata
Lineage: Eukaryota; Fungi; Ascomycota; Sordariomycetes; Sordariales; Chaetomiaceae
Product: Calcium/proton exchanger
Exons: 4
Coding region: 447-1910 (487 amino acids)
Biological process (GO): calcium ion transmembrane transport; intracellular calcium ion homeostasis
Cellular component (GO): fungal-type vacuole membrane
Molecular function (GO): calcium:proton antiporter activity
Source: RefSeq, a predicted model, not a curated record
UCUCUUUCGAAUCGCCCUCCGAUGCGCCUACUCUGCAAGUGAAAGAAACGGCCCCAGGGAGUUUAACUACACUUUCACUCUAUCUUCUGCCGAGUGUCACCUUAACUCAAAAACGGUUACGGUCAUCACGAUGACAUGUAAGUAACCUUAGCCUCCUCCUCCUCGAGACCUCGACCCCUUAUCCCUUGUGCCCUUUGCGUCUGCACGUUUUGGCCGUCAACACCGCGAAACCUAAGUCGCGUGUCUCUCCCCAGACCUCAUCCUUCCAUCCCAUCAUCUGCAGAAGGCCACUGUGCAAUUGAGCGCCACCCGCCUUUUCCACUGGUGAACUAUCGCUGGGAUACCCCAAACACGCGCCGUGCACCCCUCUUCGAGAUGAGCAGCAGUCCCGGCCAUCCAACACAUCCAAUCCACCGCACACUCCUCCCCAUCGCGCAAAAGCAGCCAUGGGUAACGGCUUGAACGGCAACGACUUAACACCACAUACAGUCCACAUCAAGACGCGCGACCAGAUACGCCGGAUCGAAACCGGCAGGCUCUCAGACCCACCCAACGGCAACGCCCGCUUCUCAAGCCUCGACGACAUGCCAGUGAACGACGAGCGCAGGCCUCUCCUGGGGCACCAUCACCUCGCGUCUACCUUGCACGCCGAACCGGGGUUUUGGCGCCACUUGCUCAUCAACCCCCAGAGCAGUCCCGGCAUUAACAGCCCGAACCCGCUUGUCAAAUGGCCGGCCAGGGGAUGGAACGUGACCAAGGUCACUCUGUUUAGUUCCUGGAUCAACAUUCUGCUCGUCUUUGUCCCGCUCGGCCUUUUCGCCGGCCGGCAGGACUGGGGCGCCACUUGGGUGUUUUCGCUCAACUUCCUCGCCAUCAUCCCGCUGGCCGCCGUCCUCUCCUUUGCGACAGAGGAGAUCGCACAGCGCCUGGGUGAAACCUUGGGCGGGCUGGUGAAUGCCACUUUCGGAAAUGCAGUGGAACUGAUCGUCAGCAUUGUCGCGUUGCGCGCCGGAGAGAUCGAGGUCGUGCAAGCUUCGAUGCUCGGGUCCAUCUUGUCCAACCUUCUCCUCGUCCUCGGCAUGUGUUUCUUUCUCGGCGGAAUCUACAACAUGCGGGGCGCCGACGGCAGAGGCAUUGAACAGAGCUUUGCCGCGGGCACCGCCCAGACCACCUGCUCGCUCAUGGCCCUUGCCUCGGCCUCCAUGAUCCUCCCCGCGGCACUCUACGGAGUCCUCGACCGGGCCGAGGAACAUAACAAGCAGGCCAGCAUCCUGGUUCUCUCGCGCGGCACCUCGAUCGUCCUGCUGUGCCUCUACGUCCUCUACCUCUACUUUGCUCUGCGCACGCACAAACAGCUUUUUGAGCCCGAAGCUCAGGCCGUUCGCGAUGAAGGAGAGGAGGAACACGAGCCGUUGCUGGGUCCCUGGUCCGCCGCCCUUGUGCUGGUGGUGACGACGGUAGUCAUCUCGUUCUGCGCCGACUACAUGGUGGACAGCAUCGACGCGCUGGUGGCGACGGGCAAGAUUAGCAAGACGUUCAUCGGUUUGAUUCUGAUUCCCAUCGUCGGCAACGCCGCCGAGCACGUUACCGCCUGCGUGGUGGCCGUCAAGGAUAAGAUGGACCUGGCUAUGGGCGUGGCUAUUGGAUCGAGCAUCCAGAUUGCCCUGCUGGUUACCCCCGCACUCGUCAUGCUGGGUUGGGCUAUUGGCCAGCCCAUGACUCUGCACUUUGAGACCUUUGAAACUGUGGCAUUUGGCCUCUCGGUGCUGGUCGUCACCUACACCGUCCAGGACGGUAAAUCCAAUUACCUCGAGGGCGCAAUGCUCUUGGGUCUCUACAUGAUCAUUGCCCUUGCCUUCUGGGCCAGUCCAACAGAUGCUCUGGGCAAGACUGCCCUUCCGUGGCAGUGAUCCAAACAAAGGUUCAUGCGACACACGAUACAACCCAGCCGGGAAAUUCUCAUUUACCUUUACAGAUAUUUUUCGGGCGGUCUCUGUACGAAUAUGUGCGCCAUACAUGUCACACAAUUGACUACGUUUGAUACGGCUUUGGCAAUGCCAAGAGGCUUGGAUCACCAACCACUUGGAGAAAGGCCAAAUGUUGCCGAGGAGGGGCAUUGUACCAAUAUCUACGGGAGGCGUUUUGUGUAAACCAUGGCAAGCAGCGGAGUUAUGGGUAUGUCAAUCAGAUCUUCUCAUUGUUGGG